Messenger RNA from Dipodomys spectabilis (banner-tailed kangaroo rat), 3888 nucleotides. It is a transcript of the gene Galnt3, whose product is annotated as polypeptide N-acetylgalactosaminyltransferase 3. Gene Ontology annotation, cellular component: Golgi apparatus. Lineage: Eukaryota; Metazoa; Chordata; Mammalia; Rodentia; Heteromyidae. The record is from RefSeq and is a predicted model, not a curated record. The transcript is spliced from 11 exons. Bases 367 to 2268 code for a protein of 633 amino acids.
CGCGGGACGGGGGCCUCGCCCCUGCCGACGUCGCCGGCAGCAGCUCACCUGGGAGACUCCCAGAGGAAGCGGAGCCUCAGUUCGGCCUCUCCUGGCAACGCAGGAGGCCCAGCGGGAAGGCAGGAGGCGGUGGCGGAGGAGGAGCUCGACUGAGCCCGCAACUGUAGCGACAGCAACCGGAGUCGCCCGCCGCCACCUGCACCUGGCGCCCGGCCCACGUCCAAGCGUCCGGCCGCCCUGCCCUGCCCACCUGCCGGGUAUUGCUAUUUAAAGAAAACUUCUUGCCAGCCAAUCUAUGAUAAAAUACAUAAAUAACAGAGGAAAUCAUAACUGUUAUUUAUCAAAUAACAAGGAUUUAAUGUCAGAAUGGCUCACCUAAGGCGAUUAGUAAAAUUGCAUAUUAAAAGACAUUACCAUAAAAAGUUCUGGAGGCUUGGUGCAGUAAUUUUCUUCUUUAUAAUAGUCUUAAUUUUAAUGCAAAGAGAAGUAAGUGUCCAAUAUUCCCAGGAGGAAUCAAAGAUGGAAAGAAACAUGAAAAACAAAAACAAGAUGUUUGACUUAAUGCUAGAAGCUGUAAACAAUAUUAAAGAUGCCAUGCCAAAAAUGCAAAUAGGAGCACCUGUCAGGCAAAGCAUUGAUGUCGGCGAGAGACCCUGUCUGCAAGGAUAUUACACAGCAGCAGAACUGAAACCAGCUCUUGACCGCCCGCCUCAGGAUCCUAAUGCCCCUGGUGCUUCUGGCAAACCAUACAAGACAACUAAUUUAAGUCCUGAAGAGCAAAAGGAGAAAGAACGCGGGGAAAGAAAACACUGCUUUAAUGCUUUUGCAAGUGAUAGGAUUUCUUUACACCGAGAUCUUGGACCUGACACUCGACCUCCUGAAUGUAUUGAGCAAAAAUUUAAGCGCUGCCCUCCCCUGCCUACCACCAGUGUCAUUAUCGUUUUUCACAAUGAAGCAUGGUCCACCCUGCUUAGAACUGUCCACAGCGUACUCUAUUCUUCACCUGCAAUACUGCUGAAGGAAAUCAUUUUGGUGGAUGAUGCUAGUGUAGAUGAGUACUUACAUGAAAAACUUGAGGAAUAUAUAAAACAAUUUGCCAUAGUCAAAAUAGUCAGACAAAAAGAAAGGAAAGGUCUGAUCACUGCACGGUUGCUAGGAGCAGCGGUAGCAACAGCUGAAACGCUCACAUUCUUAGAUGCCCACUGCGAGUGUUUCUAUGGUUGGUUAGAACCUUUGCUGGCCAGAAUAGCUGAGAACUACACAGCCGUUGUGAGUCCAGAUAUUGCAUCCAUAGAUCUGAACACAUUUGAAUUCAACAAGCCUUCUCCAUAUGGAAGUAACCACAAUCGUGGGAACUUUGACUGGAGCCUUUCUUUUGGCUGGGAAGCGCUUCCUGAUCACGAGAAGCACAGAAGGAAAGAUGAAACCUACCCAAUCAAAACUCCUACUUUUGCAGGAGGACUUUUUUCCAUAUCAAAAGAAUAUUUUGAACAUAUUGGAAGUUAUGAUGAAGAAAUGGAAAUCUGGGGAGGUGAAAACAUAGAAAUGUCAUUCAGAGUUUGGCAGUGUGGUGGGCAGUUGGAGAUUAUGCCUUGCUCUGUUGUUGGACAUGUUUUUCGCAGCAAAAGCCCUCAUACCUUUCCAAAAGGCACUCAGGUGAUCGCUCGCAACCAAGUUCGCCUUGCAGAAGUCUGGAUGGACGACUACAAGGAAAUAUUUUACAGGAGAAACACAGAUGCAGCAAAAAUUGUUAAACAAAAAUCAUUUGGUGACCUUUCAAAAAGGUUUGAAAUAAAAAAGCGCCUUCAAUGUAAAAACUUUACGUGGUAUCUGCACACUGUUUACCCAGAAGUGUAUGUGCCAGACCUGAAUCCUGUUAUUUCUGGAUUUAUAAAAAGUGUUGGUCAGCCUCUCUGUCUGGAUGUUGGAGAAAACAAUCAAGGAGGUAAACCACUGAUUUUGUACACGUGCCAUGGACUUGGGGGAAACCAGUACUUUGAAUACUCUGCUCACCGUGAAAUCCGGCAUAAUAUCCAGAAAGAAUUGUGUCUUCAUGCUGCUCCAGGCCCUCUCCAGCUGAAGCCAUGUGCCUAUAAGGGUCAAAAGACAAUUGUUGCUGAAGAACAGAUAUGGGACAUCCAGAAGGAUCAACUUCUGUAUAAUCCAUCCUUAAAACUGUGCCUUUCAGCAACUGGAGAACAUCCCAACUUGGUGUCAUGCAAUCCUUCAGACCUACUCCAAAAAUGGAUUUUUAGCCAAAAUGAUUAAGUGUUUCUUAAAAUUAAGGAGUUUGAAAAUGAGAUAUUGUUUCUCAUAAAACUGUGACUAAGCAUACACUGUACUUUCCAAAAUUAUGCAAAAGCAGCUAAUUGUAACUUAUUCCAAGUGCAUUUUUCUUAUUUAUAUCUAAAAAUGUCUAUGUAGCACUAUGUGGCACUGCUGCAAAAAUCAUAGACAUUUCUGUCUUGAAGCACAAUAACUAGUGUACCAAAGAUGAUUCCAAAAUGUCCAGAUGUAAGAGAAGAAAUGUUUACAGAGUGAUGAAAAUAAUUUCCCUAGUAAGGUGAUACCUGUGUUUUUUAUAAUGCAAUUGAUAUACAUAGCUACAUUUACAUGCUCAUAAUUUAAAAUAUCUUCCCUAGGUUGGGGGGUAAGGGGAAAGGGAGGAGAAAGAUUUGAUACUGUAUUUUUUUAACGACAUAGAAGUGUAUCAAUAAUGGUCAUACAUUGGCCUUUGUGCACAAACCAGGAAAUUUUUAUAGACUUAGAAUUUAUUAUUUUUAAAUGCAGGUAAACUUCUUCUUUGUCUUCUGUUUACUUGUCUGUCAAAUUUUUCUUGAAGCAUGAAGUUGAAGAAGAAGAAGAGGAGUAUUUUUAACACUUAAAUUUAUUGACAAAUUUUAAAAUACUUUUUCAUCUGAAACCCACUUCACUAGAUGCCCUUCAGUCUUCCCUGAAUGGCUUUUUCUAAGUGACUAUCCUGUGUGUUUUCCCAGAGUGAUUAAAAAGAAACGAUUUAUAAAUUAUUAUCUAUUAAUAAGGGGUCCUUUUCUUUCCUAAUAGUCUUUUUUUCUUACCAAAAUUCACUAAUCUUGAGUGUUUGUGAUAUUGAAUUUACAAAUGCAGAAUACUUGACUCGAUUCUAAAUUUUAUUUGUUACUGAUUAUCUUUGUCAUGGAUUUUUUCUCAUCAAAAAGGCCUUAUUUUUACAUUUGUGGAAAACACAAUAAAAGAAUCCUAAACAACUUGUAACUGCUUGUUUAAAUUUUCUUCCUGUUUAGGAUAAACUCUGUAAUUGAAUGUAGUUGGGGAAACAUGUAUUUCAUGUACUGGCUUACUAAUCACUUACACGUAGAGCCAUAGAUUCUUGAACAAAUUUCUGAUAACUUUCCUUAAGUAUCUGAUAGAGGUUACUUUUUUAAAUCAUAUUUUGUUAGGAGGCUUACCAAUUUUUUCUUUUUGGUCCUUUUAUAUAUAAAUGCCUUGUGUAAUUAUUCCAGAAAUAAAAUAAAAUGGACUUCAUUAUUUUAAACUUGAAUUCUAAAUUGUACAAAGAAAGCAGUUUUGAUUAUUGCCUCCAUCUAAUUGUAUAUGACUUUAAAAUUUGAUUAAGAAUCCCGCAUUCCCAACUGAUUACUUUGCCAACAUUUGUUUACAUUCAACUAACAUUUAUUUUGUGUCUGACUUUGUAUUAAGUUAUGCUGAGCUCAAUAAGACUUGUCAGUGCCUUUGAGCUGUGUUUCAUGAAAUAGAUCAACAAUGCUGAAAUAGAGCAUGCCAGAAAGAUGUAUAUUUUAUAGUGCCAAUGACACUUCAAUUAAUAAGUAAAAAUAUUUCUCUAUUUUAUAGCUAAUAAUAUAUAUCAUUAAAAACAUAAGCAGUCACUUA